Molecule: messenger RNA, 858 nt
Organism: Thlaspi arvense
Lineage: Eukaryota; Viridiplantae; Streptophyta; Magnoliopsida; Brassicales; Brassicaceae
Source: the annotation of a GenBank genome assembly
AUGAUGAACUCCUCCUGUACGAAACCAAAGAGAGACACUCUGAUGAGAAAAGUCCGUAUUGUUGUCAGUGAUCCUUAUGCUACUGAUGAUUCCUCUAGCGACGAGUGGAUAGAGUUAGUUAAAUCUCCAAAGGUAAAGCGUAUUGUCCAUGAGGUUUACCUCCCUUCUCAGUUGUCCCAGAGCUGUCUAGAUCGCUGCAAUGGUGUCGAAGCUUAUAGAAAGAAAUCUCCUACGCAAUAUAACAAGCCUGUGGGAAUUAGGCAGAGAAAAUCAGGCAAAUGGUCUGCAGAGAUUAGAAACCCAACCACUAAAACUAGAACUUGGUUGGGUACUUAUGAGACUCUUGAAGACGCUGAGAAGGCUUAUGCUGACAAGAAAGUCGAGUAUGAUGCACUGGCCUCUUCCUGUCCUGCUGUUUCCUCGUCGGUUGCAUCAGUGAACAGCCAGUGCUUGAGUUCUCCUUCUCCUCCAUCUGUGUCUGCUCCUUGUGUCAGUUUGUCGAAAGCAAAGAUGUCUCUUAAGGAGGAUGUUGCUGCUUGUGGUGAUUCAACGAAGGAAGUGCUCUGCGAGUUUUCUGAUCUGGAGAUCCCUGAUCUGAGCUUCUUAGCUGGAGAAGAGGAGUCUACGGCUUCUGGCGCUAAUGGUGCGGAGCUAGACUUUGAUUGUCUCCUUACGGAUGAGGACUCUCGCUAUCUACUGGAUGAUUUCUCUUUGCUCGAUGAUGGUAUUAACAUCUCUGGGUUUGAAAACAGUGAUCUGCCUGACUACGAUUUCACAGAUGGAGAACUUGAGCUUGAUGAUUUUAAGUUUGUCUUUGCUGAUCAACUGGAGCCUCCUCUCAACAUCGCUUGCCCCUGA